Messenger RNA from Mytilinidion resinicola, 864 nucleotides. Its product is annotated as cytochrome c oxidase-assembly factor mitochondrial. Gene Ontology annotation, cellular component: mitochondrial inner membrane. The record is from RefSeq and is a predicted model, not a curated record. Gene Ontology annotation, biological process: mitochondrial respiratory chain complex IV assembly. Bases 1 to 366 code for a protein of 121 amino acids. NCBI's taxonomy places the organism in Eukaryota, Fungi, Ascomycota, Dothideomycetes, Mytilinidiales, Mytilinidiaceae. The transcript has 2 exons.
AUGCCUGGCCCCGCAUUCUCAUCAAAGCCGUUCAAAUCCUCUAGAGCGGCUUCCAAAGCUGGCGACUUCUCUUCCCGCUAUCGUGCAUCACUGAGUCGGCACCCGUUCUUGCUCUUCGGACUCCCAUUUCUUGUGACGAUGGUCGCCGGCAGCUUUUUCCUUACCCCCGCUACCGCAUUACGAUACGAACGGUACGAUCACAAGGUCAAGACCUCUCUACAAGAGAAUGCUCUGGGCUUGAAGAAAGAGAGGAGGCAGUUCGAUAUACGGGAAGAGUACUUUAGACUCUCACAGAAACUCGACGAUGACAACUGGGAGAACAAGCGAUACCCAAGACCACCUGGCGAUUCUGACGGCAUACUGUGAUUGUAAGACUGCAUUUGUAUAACUUUUAAGGCGUUGAGGGAGGAUACUUCAAGGAGCAUGAAGCGAAUGGGCUUUUUUGGGAUGAUUAUCAAAAGCUCUGGGACUACAUGCGUGCGAAACAGGGAGCAGGGAAGUCUCGUUAUCUUGGAGUACUCUCGAUACCACUCUGGAUACUGUUGACAUUUGAGUACCUGUUUUACUACUAUUGUAACCUCAUGCGCCUCACUACACAUCCGGAAUUAUUGUCCCAUUGACCUAGAGAAUACUCGUACAUCGUCCCAACUUGUCAUUUUGUUGAGAUUACCUUGAGGAUCUCUGACGCAAUGCUGGAGGUAUCACAGCAACUUCUUGCAAAGACGGUUCUUCGGCAAGCUCAUAAGUUGGAAGUUGACUCUAUGGGAAAAGCGGUCAUGGAAGAGCAUGAGGUUACCCUCGGAUGGGCUGUAUAUGGAGGGAAAACUAUCAAGCUACUGAAUUUUGUGCAAGACUGUUAAUAUU